UCCCAUCAUAUUGGGCGUUGCCCAGCGGUCUAUAAAUUGUUGAAUACAUAUCCAGUGAGGGUCUGCACUCUUCACUGAAUCUCAAACUACACUUUCUGCCUCUUUGUUUCCUGCCCACACUUCCGCAGCCAUGACUGAGUUAGAGAACUGCAUGGAGAGUCUGAUCAAGGUGUUCCACCGCUAUUCUAUUGAAGACGGUGAUGCAAAGACCUUGAGCAAGAAAGAACUAAAAAAACUGCUGGAGAAUGAGUUGCCAACCUUUCUGAAGACCCAGCAGAACCCCAAAACUGUGGAUUUCAUUUUGAAAGAUUUGGACCAAAACAAAGAUGAUAAGUUGGACUUUGAAGAGUUUCUUCCCCUUGUCGUCGGCCUCUCAAUGGCCUGUGAGAAGUGUUACAUGCUCCACGAAAAGAAGAAGACCAAGAAGUCUACAGCCAUGGCUCGUCUGGAACAGGUCAUUACAAACAUUGUUGACGUAUUUCUGGAGUAUGCUGAUGAUGAUGGCAAAAAACCCCAGUUAAACAUUGAAGAGUUGAAGAAGGUGUUGGAGCUAGAGAUACAAAGCCCAGAGUUAAAGGAUAAAAUCAAUGCAGAUGACAUCGGGGAGGCAAUGGAGAUGUUGGAUAAAAACCACGAUGGAGAGGUCAACUUCCGUGAGUUUUGUCGGUGUGUGUGUGUCCUGGCCAGAUGCUACUACCAGAAGAAGACAGGGAAGGGUGGCAAGAAAGUCAAGGGCAAAGAACCAGAAGCUGAACAAGAAGACUGAAUAUUACCUGCAAAACCUACAAAUGUUUGUAUAAUAUGCAUAAUAUAUUUACAAAUGGCAUCUAGGCCGCAGUAUGUUUAUGUUAUAUGUGACACAACUGACCCUGAAAACAGAUGCUGCUGCUAUUAAGCUAUUUGCACAUCCAUUAUUUGCACAUCCAUUAUAAUAUUUAGGUCACAAUAUGCAUAUAUUUUAUGUGACACAACUGAACCUGAAAUCAGUUGUAGCUGGUAUUAGCUUUGUGCACUUACAUUAUGAAACUCAAGCUUGUGUAUUAAAGUUGCAUGCACAAUGUGAGAUUCACUGCCUUCAUACCUCAGUCAUCUGUUUUCAAAGAAAGUUUCAUUCCAGAAAAUAAACUUCCAUAAGUUAA
Trematomus bernacchii (emerald rockcod) is the source of this 1139-nucleotide messenger RNA. RefSeq lists its product as uncharacterized. The record is from RefSeq and is a predicted model, not a curated record. Gene Ontology annotation, cellular component: cytoplasm. The coding region runs from base 131 to 766 and encodes 211 amino acids. NCBI's taxonomy places the organism in Eukaryota, Metazoa, Chordata, Actinopteri, Perciformes, Nototheniidae. Gene Ontology annotation, molecular function: calcium ion binding; transition metal ion binding. The transcript is spliced from 5 exons.